AUGAAUGGUUCCAGUACGAGGGGACUCAGCGUCAUCCCGGGCUCUUUUCAUGGCCCUCUUGUCUUUUCGGAUGUGCCUCUGAGCUUCAUGAUGGGUGUGGACCCAAAAACCGGCGUUGUUGUCGACGCCCAUCAUCCACUUCUUGGCACGUCAGUGAAGGGCAAGGUCCUGGCCAUCCCCUGCGGUCGGGGUUCCUGUUCCGGCAGUGGGGCGCUCCUUGAGCUCAUCCUCACCGGCAAUGCACCAUCAGCUUUGAUAUUUCAGGAGCCUGAGAUGAUCUUGACUUUAGGUGUAAUGGUCGCUGACACCAUGUUCGACCGCCGCAUACCCGUUAUCUUCUUGCAAGGUAAAAAGGACUUCGAGAAGUUGCGUUGGGCAUCAGAGGUAGACAUCAGCGACAAGCAGUUGUUAAUCCUGCCAAACCAGGUGGCUCUACCUCUUGACCCCCGGAGCACUAGAGGUAUCAGCCUAAGUACGUCCGAUGAGAAGGUUCUUUCCGGUCGGGGAGGAGAGGCAAGCCGCAUCGCGAUGGAAAUCAUCGUCGCCUUUGCCGCUUUGCAAGGAGCGAAAUGUCUCGUGGACGUAUCACAAGUUCACAUUGAUGCGUGUGCCUACAACGGAAAGAGCAGUCUUCAUGUACCGGAGCACCUUUUAUCACUCGGUGGACAGUUUGUGGUGCCUUCAACUUGCAACUCACUGAACGUCGACCGACUUCGAUGGAAGGAGCUUGGCACCGAUUCAGAAGCAGUCAUCAUAGGAGAUAAGAUCGGGGAGGCUUAUCUCAAGCUCGGGGCCAAGCUCAGCUUUACCUGUGCCCCCUACCUCCUCGACAGCAAGCCCAAAGCCGGAGAGCAAGUCGGUUGGUCUGAGUCAAAUGCUGUUGUGUUUGUGAACAGCGUCCUCGGAGCACAUACGCAAAAGUACCCGGACUACCUCGACGUCUUCAUCGCCUUGACCGGCAGGGCACCGUAUGCAGGUUGCCAUACUCCGGAGGGAAGGAAGCCAAAGAUCAUCAUCGAAGUGCCUCAACUUCCCGGACGUGACCAGUCACUGUUCCCGCUUCUUGGAUACUACAUCGGCGACAUCGUUGGCGGAAAGAUACCCUUCAUCGUCGGCAUGGAAAAGACGAACACUACGGGCCUGGGAUAG
This is a messenger RNA of Colletotrichum gloeosporioides, 1149 nucleotides long. RefSeq lists its product as uncharacterized. The record is from RefSeq and is a predicted model, not a curated record. NCBI's taxonomy places the organism in Eukaryota, Fungi, Ascomycota, Sordariomycetes, Glomerellales, Glomerellaceae. The coding region runs from base 1 to 1149 and encodes 382 amino acids. The transcript has a single exon.